Messenger RNA from Rhea pennata, 695 nucleotides. It is a transcript of the gene UBE2C, whose product is annotated as ubiquitin conjugating enzyme E2 C. The transcript is spliced from 6 exons. Bases 7 to 546 code for a protein of 179 amino acids. NCBI's taxonomy places the organism in Eukaryota, Metazoa, Chordata, Aves, Rheiformes, Rheidae. The record is from RefSeq and is a predicted model, not a curated record.
GCCGCGAUGGCCUCGCAGAACGCGAAUCCCGCAGCCGUGCCUAGCGCGGCCGCCCGCAAAGGGGCCGAGGCGGGAGGCACGGCCGCCCGCGGCUCCGUGGGGAAGAGGCUGCAGCAGGAGCUGAUGGCGCUGAUGAUGUCCGGUGACAAGGGCAUCUCUGCCUUCCCCGAGUCCGACAACCUCUUCAAGUGGAUCGGCACCAUCGACGGUGCCGCCGGCACGGCCUACGAGGACCUGCGGUACAAGCUGUCCCUGGAGUUCCCCAGCGGGUACCCCUACAACGCGCCCACUGUGCGCUUCCUCACACCCUGCUACCACCCCAACGUCGACACCCAGGGCAACAUCUGCCUCGACAUCCUCAAGGACAAGUGGUCCGCCCUCUACGACGUCCGCACCAUCCUGCUCUCCAUCCAGAGCCUGCUGGCAGAGCCCAACGUCGAGAGCCCCCUGAACACGCACGCGGCCGAGCUCUGGAAGAACCAACCUGCCUUCAGGAAGUAUUUGCGGGAAACAUACGCCAAGCAGACCAAGAGCCAGGAAACCUGACCCCCUUCCCACCUCCCUUCCCACGCAGCAGCGCCUGUCUCUGCUGCCCUCGGGUCUCCGCUCUCUCUGUCCCGCUGCUCUCUGCAGCGUUCUGUAUCAUAGGCUGUUUUUAAAUUAAUUCUGCAGUACGAGCCACAGCUAAUGUAUAA